This is a messenger RNA of Dicentrarchus labrax (European seabass), 3339 nucleotides long. It is a transcript of the gene pcyt1ba, whose product is annotated as phosphate cytidylyltransferase 1B, choline a. Gene Ontology annotation, molecular function: phosphatidylcholine binding; choline-phosphate cytidylyltransferase activity. NCBI's taxonomy places the organism in Eukaryota, Metazoa, Chordata, Actinopteri, Moronidae. The coding region runs from base 163 to 1479 and encodes 438 amino acids. The record is from RefSeq and is a predicted model, not a curated record. Gene Ontology annotation, biological process: CDP-choline pathway. The transcript has 8 exons.
CUGUAACAGUAUAUUUGUGCACAGCAUGUACUGUUUUGGUGUGUGUUAUUAUUUGUUGUUUAGGCUGUAACACUUGUUUAAUGCAGAUUGCCUGAGUAAGGUCCUCCAGGGUAGUAGCCUACAGGAGGAAGAGGGUUCAUGAAUGUAUAGGCAGACAGCCGUAUGGUGUACUGUAAGGUCUGCUCAAUGGACCGUGGCCCACAGUUGUCGCAGCUGAUCAGCGGUGAGCAGCUGAUCUGUCCUCUGGACAAACUGGACAGACGGACAGUCGUCGCUCUGCCGCACUUUCCCCGCUGUGCUGGAGCAGAGACAGGCUCCUUCCUUAGACUAAACAGCAAAGCGGACAGAAAACACAUCGCUAUUCUUAUUUUACAUGAUCGUUUAGGGUUUUUGGACGCCAUGGUGAAACAGCGACGCAUCAGAGCGCAUUCCUGUUGCGCAGCUGUUGCGCCGCUUUGUUGCAGAAGAGGAGCACUGAAGACUUUGACAGAGCCUGCCAUAUUUGCCAGGGAGACCAGUUGUGAUUGUCGCGCCCCUCAUGAGAAACUCACCAUCGCUCAGGCCCGCAGAGGCACCCCAGUGGAUCGGCCGGUCAGAGUCUACGCAGAUGGGAUUUUUGACCUGUUUCACUCCGGACAUGCUCGCGCUCUCAUGCAGGCCAAGAACCUUUUUCCCAACACCUACCUCAUAGUAGGAGUGUGCAGUGAUGAGCUGACCCAUAAGUACAAGGGUUUCACAGUCAUGACGGAGAUUGAACGUUAUGAAGCACUGAGACACUGCCGCUAUGUCGACGAGAUUUUGAGAGACGCACCCUGGACUCUUACGCCCGAGUUCCUAGAGAAACACAAGAUCGAUUUUGUGGCUCAUGAUGAUAUCCCAUACUCCUCAGCAGGAAGUGAGGACGUUUAUAAACACAUCAAGGAGGCAGGGAUGUUUGUGCCUACACAACGGACAGAGGGGAUCUCAACAUCUGACUUAAUCACCAGAAUUGUCAGAGACUAUGACGUCUACGCCCGACGCAACCUCCAACGUGGCUACACGGCCAAGGAGCUUAACGUCAGCUACAUCAACGAGAAGAAGUACCGGCUGCAGAACCAAGUGGACCGGAUGAAGGAGAAGGUUCGCACGGUUGAGGAGAAGAGCAAACACUUUGUUUACCGUGUGGAGGAGAAGAGUCACGACCUCAUUCAGAAGUGGGAAGAGAAAUCUCGGGAGUUUAUCGGCAACUUCUUAGAACUUUUUGGACCUGAUGGGACUUGGGUGUUUCAGGAGCGCAGUGGACGAAUGCUGUCCUACGCUCUGUCCCCGCGGGAGUCGCCCUGCAACAGUCCUCCCCGCGAACUGUCCCCCUUGCGAUCUCCGUCACCCCCGUCUCCCCCCGCCCGCUGGCACAAUGCACGGCCCUCGCCCCCAACCUCCCCGAAAGGAGCAUCUGCCUCUAUAAGCAGCAUGAGUGAAGGUGAUGAAGAUGAGAAGUAGAUGAACUGUUGAACACACACAUUGCACACACACACACACACACACACAAAUACACACACACACUCCACUCACAAUACACUGCCUGAGAACUGCUCACACACACACACGCACACACACACACACACACACACACACACGCACACACACACACACACACAAACAAACACUUAUAUUCCUACAAACACUGGCUGGAUACUGAAACAGUUCUCCUCAAGGAAGUUGCUAAUAUGCAAGGCAGACAGUGAUCAUGGGAAAUGAAGUUUUGUGCUGCAGAGCUAAGAAGCCAUCACUGUCUCUGUUGUCUGGGCAACCACGCAGACAGAAGAAGGACAAAGGAAGACGAUUUAUGUAAACAGUGUCACAUAUCGUAAGGCAGUCCAGAAUGCUUUGCAGCAUCUUUCAAGAGGAUUUGCUUUGGGUUGUCCAGUGUUGAUAGAGACUGUCCCAACAGCCUGCUCAUAAUAUCACUUCAUUGUUUUUUCUCCUGUUCUGUAUAGUUUAGCUUUUUCUUUUUUAAAGUUGCCAUGAUAUCUUGUAACUACUGUGACCACUAGAUGUGAAUAGGCACAAAGUUACAGAACAUUGUGUGUGUGACAUUCAGUGAAUCGACAGAAACUGGAUUCAUUCAUCACUGUGUAAUUUUGUGCUUGUUAGGAUGAGAGUUAGGAAUUAAAGGAAAUACACUGCACACCCUAGAUUAGUGAAGUGUUGGACAACCUCUUGGCACUCAAACACAUAGUUUGUGCAAGUUUGCACCACUUUAGCAUAAAUUAUUGACAAGGAAAAUAAAAUUCAGAGACCCCAAAUCCUUGAUUCACUUGUUCCCAUGCCACAGUAAUGACCACUUAACCAAAAAAACAGCUUAAAACUAAUCCCUAGGAAAAAAUUACUAAAAUUAGUGCAAACAAAGGUCCAGUGAAAAACAACUGAAUAUGGAAAACCAAAGUUUUUUAUCACCUCAGUUGUAUCACGUUGUUUAAAAUCGAACAAUAUCAUCCUAGUUUUAAAGUUCAUGUGAGAAAAAUUGUUUUGAAAUGAAAAUAGAAACAAGAUAUGUCAUAAAAUUAGCAGAAAACGAGCCCUUUACGAUCUAAAUCUUGGACUGUGCUUAAUCCGUAAAAUGCCUGUUAGAUGGUUCCAAAACCUCUGAUUGUGAUGAGACAAAACAAACAGCCUUCAAUUAUUAGCUUCUUGAAUGUAAACUGAGUCUUUGAGACCAAACCUACAGUAAAGAGUAAAUGUAAUCACUAUCAUUUCUAGUCACAUACAAAACACACAAAUCCUUCAUCACCAGUCUUUCAGUAGUCCACGUAAAUAUCACGUCUCACUGUAAUUAGUUGAAACAUUUGUGGAUUUUCAGCAUUAAAAAAGCCAUGUAUUUUUGACAGUUUUCCAUGUUUUAUCCAUCAACGUUUAGCAGACAUUCUUUCUCUUUGGAAUAUGAUGUCAGCUGUUAAUCAAACCCGGCAAACUUGGAGAUACAAGCCUCUCUCUAGGACUCUGAUGAUACUUGAAAUAUACAAUUGAAUCCCUCCAGGUGAACUGUCAGGUCCUUAAAAAGCUGGAACAUCACUCUAAUGUUUUACUUGCUAUUACUGGAAAUGUAUGUAAUACCUUUUUUUUUUUUUUUUUUUCUUUGCUCUGGUCUGCUCGCUCAUGCCAGGCCGGAGCAGACCUCUCUUCCACCCCAACAAUACAAUAAAUACCCUAAUGCAAUGUAGAGACCUUAAUGUCCUGUACGCACUACAUGUUAACCUGCACUAUAUGUACAAACUUUGGGAAUGUGUGUCUUUUUUUAUUUUUUAAAUUUUAAUGAUCAAACGGCUUGAUAUGUAAAUAAAUCAAAAAUCUAUAACUGAA